GCUCCUCCUUAGCUUGUGCAUUGGUGUCUGGUCUUCGGGUUCUGCUGCGGUCGCCUUUGCCUGUGCUGGGCUGGGACCUCGGCUUGGGCCCCUCCAUCGACCGGUGGGUGGGCUUCGAUUUCCCGGAGGGUCGUGAACUUCGUCAGGAGCAGGACAAGGCUCUUUUGGGCCUUUGCCCACCUCACGUGCCCGAGGCCCGGCCGAGCCUCCACACGGCACCCAGCGACCCAGAUGGGGCGCAAGACACUCGUGCCCAGGCUAUCGUCGGUCCUGGGCCCCAAUUUCUGGAUGCUGAGGUGACUCCUUUGCGAAACACGGACACGCAGCGGGUCUGCCCGAGCCCGGACAGCGAUCCCGCAGCAGACCAACUAGCAUCGCGGCGUCAGGUGGUGGCGGCGGGGUCUGCUCCACAUGCAGGCUUUGCGCUUUUCUGGACGUGUGGCCUGCGCUUCCUUCGCAAGCAGACGUUCACGUCGGUCAAAAAGGGAGGAG
Molecule: messenger RNA, 492 nt
Organism: Symbiodinium sp. CCMP2456
Lineage: Eukaryota; Dinophyceae; Suessiales; Symbiodiniaceae
Source: the annotation of a GenBank genome assembly